CAUGUUGUCCCUUCAGGUUGUCUUUCUUCUCUGGAAUCUUGUUAGCUGUCUGCCGCUUCCACGGGAUGUGCAAUCAAAUCAUGCGCUUCAGUUUGCAAAGGUAUAUCUGAAAUCCUUUUACCCAAUGCCCAUGAACAGUGCUGCUCACAAGAGAAGUUUACCUACCAUGGAAGACCAGCUUUUUGCAAUGCAAUCGUUCUUCGAUUUGGCAAUAACUGGGGACCUUGAUAAUGAAACCCUCAGCCUGAUGAAGCAGCCAAGGUGUGGGGUUCCUGACAAUUCAAAUUAUAAAAUGAUGCACCAGAAGUUGAAAUGGCCAUUAAAUAUCAUAACAUACAGAAUUGUUAAUUAUACUCCUGAUCUGACUCCUAUGGAAGUUGACCAGGCCAUAUGGAAUGCUUUCAAGCUCUGGAGCAGUGUCACCCCGCUGCACUUUAUUCAGAUACACAGUGGGACUGCCGACAUAAUGAUAUCUUUUGGAGAAAGGGAACACGGAGAUUUCUUCUCUUUUGAUGGACCUUCUGGUAUUCUGGCUCAUGCCUUCUAUCCAGGACAGGGCUUUGGUGGAGAUGUGCAUUUUGAUGAGGAUGAAACCUGGACUAUGGAUACAAGAGCAUACAACCUGUUUACUGUUGCCGUACAUGAGUUUGGUCACGCCUUGGGACUAGAUCAUUCCAGUAAUCCAAAUGCUCUUAUGUACCCCCUCUACACCUACAUUAAUUCCGAAGAAUUCUCUCUGCCUGCUGAUGACAUCUGGGCAAUCCAGGAGCUUUAUGGACCAAGAAACCUAAAUACAGAGACCCCAACAGUUGGUGGGUCUGAAACAUCUUCGGAUGCAAGAUAGCUUACAGAGGGUAUUUCUGAAAUUAUAGUUUCAUCUGAAGUGCCAAGAAAUAACAGAACACAGAUCAGUGAAAGGAAAUGUAUGGGUAUCUCUCAACCGUUUACAUUGAGUCUCAAGCUAUUGCAUCUCCAACAGAAAAUUCAUUCCAUAGCCCUUAAUGCCUUGUCAAAAUGGCAGCUCUAGAGCCAAUCUGAGCAAUCGUUCACAUGCUCUGAGCCAGGGAUAGUUAACUUGUGGCACCCAGAUCUUGUUCAACUGCCAGCAGGUCCAUAGUCUAUGACCCUAGCCAUCUCCUUUUUUUUGUAAUUUAUUAAUGUUUUUUAAAUUUCUCUUUCAGAAUUUGUAAAAUGUUCUUCAGUUACCAUUUCCACUUGUAUAUCAGACAAUGAAAUAUGCAGAAGUAAAUUUAUAACAUACCAAAUAAAUGAAUAACCUGUAAAUUAAAACCAGUGUAAACUUUGCUUAAUGAUGUCAUCAUUUCAAAUCAGUGCUCAGUGACUUCCCUUGACUC
This is a messenger RNA of Xenopus laevis (African clawed frog), 1355 nucleotides long. Its product is annotated as collagenase 3. Lineage: Eukaryota; Metazoa; Chordata; Amphibia; Anura; Pipidae. The record is from RefSeq and is a predicted model, not a curated record. The transcript is spliced from 7 exons. Bases 2 to 844 code for a protein of 280 amino acids.